This is a messenger RNA of Ascoidea rubescens DSM 1968, 5798 nucleotides long. Its product is annotated as zinc finger BED domain-containing protein. Gene Ontology annotation, molecular function: DNA binding. The record is from RefSeq and is a predicted model, not a curated record. The transcript has 2 exons. Lineage: Eukaryota; Fungi; Ascomycota; Saccharomycetes; Ascoideales; Ascoideaceae. The coding region runs from base 100 to 5427 and encodes 1775 amino acids.
UAUUACUGCUAUAUUCUUUUAUUGUCAUAUCACUUUGGCAGUCCUACUUUUAAUUGAACACCUUAUUCUCCCUAAUUCAAGUUUUAGAGACAAUUGACAAUGUCUUUUUUGCCCUUGGUAAUAAAACCAUUUUUCACUAUCGAUGAAUCUGAUCCAAACCUGAAUUCAAAUCACAGCAAUGCCAAUUCUAACACAAAUAGCAACAAUAAUAAUUUAUCUCAAGUCCAAAACCGAAAUGAUACUAUAAACGAAAAUCUUAAUAAUUUAGCCAAUCAGAACGCCUCAAACAAUAUUUCAUCAAACUCAAUUCCAAAUUUAAUCAAUUCUGUUAAAUGUAACCUAUGUAAUCAAUUUAUCUCAUUAAACAAUAACAAUAACGCUGAUAAUAGCAAUUUGUUAGUCAGUCACUUGGAAUCUUAUCAUCAAGAUAAACUUGUAUCUUUGCAAAAUGACUUGCCUCCAAACAUUGACGCGACGAUAGCUACAAUCGAUGUAGCCAAUUCAAUUGCAAAUAUAAACAACAACAAUAACAAUAACAAUAACAAUAGCAAUAGCAACAAUUCCAAUUCCAAUUCCAAUUCCAAUUCCAAUUCCAAUUCCAAUUCCAGUUCUAAUUCUAAUUCCAAUUCAAAUAACAAUAAUCAUAACAAUAAUCAUAACAACCCCAAUAGUAACCCCGAUAAUAGCCCUAGGAGUGAUAAUCCUAAUAGUGGUAGCCCUACUGCCUCCAAUAAUGCCCCUAACUCUAAUAACUCUAACAUCCAUGAUAUCGAAAACGAAAUUAAUAAUAACCUUGGUGAUAUCACUGAUAUUAAUAACAUAAACAAUCUCAAUAUCAGCAAUCUUGACAAUAUUAAUAAUUUUAACAAUCUUAAUAAUAUAAAUGAUCUUAGUGAAAUUAAUGAAAUCGAUAAAAUCAAUUCAAAAUCAAAAAAGUCAAAUAAAAGAGACUAUAAUUGGAAAAAGUUUGUAAUAUUCGAAAAUAUUAACAUCAAUUCCGAUGACAACAAUGACAAAAUCACUCCAAAUACAAUACAGAAAGUAAGAUGUUUUUUCUGUGAUCAACAAAUGAAUUAUAAAUCGAGAAAUGGCCCCGGUGCAAUAACUGACCAUCUAGAACAUCAUCAUCAUCAAAAUAUUUUAUUAGUUAAAAAUUCAAAUUUAAACAAGUUUCAUCCUAAUGAUAAUAAUAUCAACAAUCUUAAUAACAUUAAUAUCAAUAAUCUUAAUAACCUCAGUAACCUUAAUAAUAUUAGUAACAUUAAUAAUAUCAAUAAUCUUAACAACUUCAAUAACCUUAAUAACCUUAAUCACCUUAACAAUCUCGAUCUUAAUAACAAUAGCCAAAUAUAUGAUCAAAAUAAUAUUAACUCAAAUAAUAUCAAUUCGGUUUCUCAUCCAAAUUCUCACUCUAACCCUCACUCCAACUCAGAUUCAAUGGAUCUUUCAAACCGAUUGUCCUCAUCUAUUAAUGCUAUAUCAGGCAAUAACACUGGCAUAAUCUCAAGUUCCAUCCCAAGUAACGAUAUCCUAACAAACCAUUUGAGAAAAAGAGACCGAAAAUCUUUAAUCAACUUGACUAACUCUUUAAAUUCAAGAAGAUUGUAUAACUGGAAACAUUAUGUAGAAUUCUUAAAUCUUUGUAAUAAUGAAAAGGUCACACCAAAUACCUCUCAAAAAGUCAAAUGCAUAUUUUGUUCUCAGUUAAUGAAAUACAAAUCAAGAAAUGGUCCUGGAACAAUCAUUGAUCACUUGGAAAAUAAACACUUUGAUUUAUUAAGAGAAUCAAAUUCAAAUAAUCCGAUAACAAAAAGAUCCAAUAUUCCUCCUUCAAGAAGAUCAAAUCGUAAAAAGAUUCAGACUUUAAUUUCACAUUCUCCUAUUAAUAACAGCAAUAAUGCAGCUCUUAAUGGAAAUCACGCUAACAAUAUUAGCAAUAGUUUAUACAAUUCUCCAAAUGUGCAUGGCAACAAUAAUAAUAGCAAUAACAACAGUAAUAUUACCUUUAUAAGCUCAUCCAAUUCAUCUUCUCCGAUAAACUCAACAUCUGCCAGAAAUUACAACCGAAAUGAAUUAGCUUUAACAAGACUUGAUCCAAUAAAUGAUAAUGUCAGAUAUCCCAAAAGAGUCUAUGAUUGGAAAGAUUUUAUAACCCCUGUCAACCCAAAUUUAAAUGCUCCAAGUAAUGUAACACAAAAAUUAAAAUGCUUAUUUUGUAAUCAUAUAAUGAAUUAUAAAUCAAGAAACGGCCCUGUUACUAUAACUGAUCAUUUGGAGAAUAAUCAUUCCUCGACUAUUUAUUUGACUAAUAAUUCUAACAACAAUGCCAAUACUAAUUCUAGUAAUAGCAAUAAUGGUAAUAAUAGUGCUAUUUCAGGCUCUAACAUUUUAGCCAACUCAGGUAAAAUCAAUAAAUCUUAUACCAAAUACAUGCCAAUUAAAUUAUUAAACAUUAUGAUUGAAAAUAAUCUAGGUUUUGAUUUUCUUGAUAGCCCAAGUGUCCAAGCAUUGAUUGCUGAUACCGGUUAUUCGAUUCAAGUCACGUCAAAAAUAAUAAGGCCUAAAAUUAAAAAUUUGUAUAGAAAGGCAUUUUUAAAUAUAAAGGAAUUGUUAUCAAAGUCAAUCGGAAUUUCGAUUGGAUAUGGGAUUUACAAAUUUUCAUCAGAUGUUUCAAUUUUAGGCGUGAUUGCACAUAUAUUAAUUGAAAAUGACAAAUUGAUGCUAACUCAAAAGAAAUUUGUGUUGAAGGUUUGUCAAAUUGAUUUUGAAGUUACUUCCAGGGACAUAUCGAAUUUAAUAAUGAAAAUUUUAAAAGAGUAUGAAAUUCAAGAUAAAAUCAUAGGUAUAAUCUCCGAGGGGAAUAAGUUCAAUAAAGAAAUUGGGAAUUAUUUGUAUAGUUACUUGCAGAAAAAUAAAAUUAUAACUAAAGAUUCAAUAACAAUCGGGUGUUUGUAUGACAAAUUGGAAAAACUUGGCAAUAUUGCAACCAAUUAUUUAUUGAAGAAUAUUUUUUCAAUAACCGAAAUCAAGGACAGUUUCAAUCAAAUUGAAGUUGAGAUUCAUAGUUCGAAUUAUGACAGUAAUCUUAUUAAUAAUGUUGUGAAUGAUAUCGGUAGUGAUGAUGAUGAAUUUGGAUUUGAAAACAAUGAGGAAUUUUUAAAGUUAAAGGCAAGUGUUCGAAAAUGUUUGAAUUUUAUUAGGAUAGUCAAUUCAUCGCCGAAGAGAAGGAUUAUUUUUAGAAAAUUGGCCAUUGAUGGGCGAAAUGAGAAUAAAAUCCGAACAUUAUAUAAUGAGUUGAUUAAUUUUGAGGAUGAUGAGGAAAAAAAAAGCAAGAGAAGAUGGGUGACUUUAUACUUAAUUAUUGUUCGAUUUUUGGAGCUAUUUCCAAUUGUUCAGGAUUAUUUGAAUUCCAUUGAGCAUGAUUACAAUGUGAACACGAGAAAUGGGAUUAAUAGUAUGGAUAACGACCAUGAUAUUGAUAAUAAUAAUUUGGAUCGGAUUAAUUUUAGUAAUGAGGAUAUUAAUCUUUUGAAUGAGUAUCAAAGGAUAAUCCAGCCGAUUUUUUUCAAGGAGUUGGAGAUACACCAGCAGAAUAUAGAUAUCAGUGAUUAUAUUUCGACAUUGACGUCAUUGAAGGGGAUUUAUUUGAGUAAUUUGAAUGAGCUUGAGUUCAAUAAAGAGCAGAAUAAGAUGAAGAGUUUGAGUAAAUUUUUCACAAUUUAUAAGAAGAUAAUUGAGAGAAUCUUGAAGAAAUUGGAAGAGUUUAUUAAUGAGAGUAUUAAAAAUAAGAUAUUGAAUUCGUGUUAUAUUUUAAGUACUACGAAUAAUAUUGGAACGUUGCGGGAUAGUAAUAGAAAUGGGUUCCAUGAGGCGUUUAACUAUAUCAAGAGUUUAUCGUUGAUAUUGGAUGAGAAAGAAGAAAAUGUGAGCGAGACUUCCAGUGUGAAUGUGAAUGAGAAUGUGAAUGAAAAUGAAAAUGAAAAUGAGAAUAAGAAUGAGAAUGAAAAUGAGAAUUUGAAUCAAAAUGAGAAUUUGAAUCAAAAUGAGAAUUUGAAUCAAAAUGAGAAUUCAAAUUCUAACAUGGGUCAUCGCAAUAGUAUAAGUAAUAAUAAUAAUAAUAAUAGUAAUAAUAAUGGCAAUAACAAUAAUGAGAACGGUAAUGGAAAUAAAAGAAGAAAAAUAUAUAAAUACAAUUAUGAUUAUAAUGGGAAUUUGAUUGAGGAAAUCAGCGUUAAUAACAAUGGGAUGAUGAGUGAUAGAAGCGGAGAAAAUAAAGAUACGAUUGAGGAUGAAUUGAAUGGAUUUAUUACGUAUGAGAUGCCCAACCGGAUCGAGCCAUUAGUUCGAUGGUCUAAUAUCAAGGGCAAGUACCCCAAGUUGUUUAAAGUGAUUAAGGGGCUAUUCGGGAUCAAGAUUGAUUUUACAAAUGAUAUUGAUAAUUUGUUAAAGUUAUCGUAUAAGAUUUACGAGACGUUUGAGAAAAGUGGGUGUUAUGAUGAAGGGUAUAAUGGUAUUGAGACUAUUGAUUUGAGUAGCGAUAAUGAAAGUAGCAGGAAAAGUGAUUAUAAUAAUAAUAAUGUUAAUAAUGCUAAUAAUACUAAUAAUUCUAAUAAUAAUCAAAAUAGUGGUAACGAUAAUGGUAAUGACAAUAGCAAUGGUAAUAAUGAUGAUGAUGACGACAAUGAUAACGAAAAUAGUAAUGACGACAAUGAUAACGAAAAUAGUAAUGACGACAAUGACGGCAAUGAAAACAAUACUGAAAUUGGAAAUAAAAAAGAGAAAGAGAGUGAAAAAAAUUUGAUCAAUGAGUACGUUAUUGUCAAGUUUUACUUGGAAGACCACAAGGAGAUAAUCAAAAAUGAGGAAAUCAGUAAGGCUGUGAUGUUGAUCAAUGACUAUUUGAACCACAAUAACAUCAACACGAGCAGUCGAAUUGGGAGUGUCAAUUCUGCAUACGGCCACGGCGGAAGCAACAACGUUCAAAACAUGGGUAUUAACGGGAAUAGCACCAGUUACCAACACAGCAUCAACAACAACUUCAACCUAAACUACAACUACCAGCAGAAUCCGGACCACGAUCACAAUAUCGGGAAUAUUGGCAGUAUUGGUAAUAUCAACGCCAGCAAUGCCUCUAACGGCGGAAGCAGCAGCGGGAGCAGCAACAAUAACUUGUUCAAUCACUCAUCGGUGUUGUUGCUUCAGGAAUUCACGGAUCAAGAGGGUGGAAAUCUAAAUAUAGAAAAUGGAGGUGGAGGCGACAGAAACGCGAACGAGAGCGAGGGCCUUGGAAACGAGGACAAGGCGCGCAGCACAACCAGCAGCGUGGGGCCUGGAACAAGCAGCGGGGGCCGAGGCAGCACAAACACGAACGACGGCAGGAACAGCUACAGCUACAUGGAGAACCUCAACAGUGCAUUCAGUCUCUAGACCCAGAAUGAGGAGAGCAGUAACAGGAAGGAGCGAUGCUGCGUGCAGCUGCCCAAUGAGGCAAUUGCGGCCCAAAACAGCACCACUACUGUGGGUUGGUGGCGGGUGACGUCACGCGCGUGUCCGCGCAUACUGCACCUGUAUCCGUGUCCGGCGCGGAUUGGCAGUGUCGGCGCUUAAUUUUGCGCUGAGCACUGUUUAUAUAGCGGUGUAUCGUACCUGUGCUUCUUCUGCUUCCUGUGCUUCCUCUCCUGUUUCAGCAUUUCUUCCUGUGCCACCUGCGCUGCUUGUUUCCUCUCCUCUGCUCCUUCUCUGCUCUUUCUCCGCAUAAUCCUCUGUUCUUGCACUUCUCUGCUCAUCUCAGUAAAAUU